Molecule: messenger RNA, 849 nt
Organism: Dinoponera quadriceps
Lineage: Eukaryota; Metazoa; Arthropoda; Insecta; Hymenoptera; Formicidae
Gene: Pfdn6
Product: prefoldin subunit 6
Exons: 4
Coding region: 269-658 (129 amino acids)
Biological process (GO): protein folding; chaperone-mediated protein complex assembly
Cellular component (GO): prefoldin complex; cytoplasm
Molecular function (GO): protein-folding chaperone binding
Source: RefSeq, a predicted model, not a curated record
GGUCAUCAUACUGUCUAUUGAUUGGGGAAUUUUAAAACAAGUAUAUUUUUGUUCUUCUUAACUGAACUGGUGCAACUGAAAUGAACAGGUCAUUAGUUUUGCACUAAUUUAUUGUACCGGUUCAAUAGUGCAGCUAAAAAGAACAGACCAUAUAUGUCUAUGAAUUUUUGGGCACACGUGAGGUUAACACGCUUCUGUACAUACAUAUUUCCGGAAUUAUUGUUAAACGGUGUGCUUCUAACAUCAUAAAAUUUCUUUCUAGGUAAAUAUGGUGGAGGAAAUUCAAAAGAAACUUCAGAAUGAAGUUGACAAAUUAAGGCAAGUCCAAAAAGACUACAGCAAGGCAAUAAACAAGAGGCAACAAUUAGAUGGACAAUUGAAUGAGAACAUCGCAGUUAAGAAAGAAUUAGAUCUUUUGAAGCAAGACAACGAUGUUUUCAAGUUAAUCGGACCGGUUCUUGUGAAGCAAGAUUUAGAUGAAGCUAAGCAAAAUGUUACAAAACGCAUGGAUUACAUCACAGCUGAAUUAAAACGUAUGGAGGAAUUGAUUGCUACCUUGGAUAAGAAAAUGGAUACUCACAGAGAGGCACUCGAGAAGAUACAGCAAACGUUCCAGCAAGCUCAGAUCAAAGCAUCAUUAUCUCAACAGAAAGCAUAACAUUACAAUCAUACGGCUUUGUGAAGUUAUAUUUGAUCGUGUAAUUAACUAUAAAUACUUGAGUAACAAGAUCUGUACAAGUGAUGUACCAUUUCUUGUUUUAUUUAUUUAUACUGCGCACGAGUAAUGAGUCAUCUGGCUGUAUAUCACUUGAACGUAUUCUAUGUAAAUUGAAAAUAAUGUGAAUUCCA